CUGGCCGCCACCUGCACUGUGCUGGUGCGCCUGGCCGACGUCAACGACAACGCACCCGGCAUCCGCCUCAGCCCCCUGGGCCUGGGCGCCGCCGGCCCCCCGGGGCCCCUCCUGGGUGCCAGUGGCAGCCCUGAGCCCGGCCCUGGCGUGCUCUACGUGAGCGAGGCGGCGCCACGCGACAGCUUCGUGGCGCUGGUCAGCACCUGGGACCGCGACUCGGGCGCCAACGGGCAGGUGCGCUGCACGCUGCACGGCCACGAGCACUUUGCGCUGCGGCGCGCCUACGGCGACAGCUACGUGCUGGUGACGGCGGCCGCGCUGGACCGUGAGCACCUGCCCGAGUACAACCUCACGCUGGUGGCCGAGGACCUGGGCACGCCGCCCUUCCGCACAGUGCGGCCCUACACUGUGCGCCUGCGCGACGAGAACGACAAUGCGCCGCUCUUCGCCCCGCCGCCCCUUGGCCGCGUGGCCGUGCCCGAGAACAACCCCCCCGGCGCCUACCUUGCCACUGUGCUGGCCCGCGACCCCGACCUGGGCCCUAAUGGUAAGGUCACCUACCGCCUGCUCGAGGCCCAGGUCUCCGGUGCCCCCGUCUCCACCUACGUCUCCCUCGACCCUGCCACUGGCGCCCUCUAUGCCCUGCGCACCUUCAACUAUGAGGUCCUCAAGCAGCUGGACCUGCGCAUUGAGGCCAGCGAUGGUGGGACCCCACCACUCUCCAGCACUGCCCUUGUCACAGUGACGGUGCUGGACCAGAAUGACAAUGCACCGAUCAUUGUUCACCCGGCACUCAACAAUGGCUCUGUGGAGAUCGGGGUCUUCUGCAAGGCGCCCCCCAGUUCUCCCGUGGCUCAGAUCCAAGCCAGGGACGCAGAUGAUGGGGACAAUGCUGAGCUCACCUUCUCCUUCCUACCAGAGCCAUUGCCACAGCAAGAACUCUUUGCCAUUGACAGGGACACAGGAGAGAUCGUGCUGAUGGGAGACAUGUCUGAAGAGCUGGGGCAGACAUUCAAAGUCAUCCUCACUGUAAUGGACCAUGGUCAGCCCCCACUUUCCACCACAGCCACAGUCAACUUCCUAGUGACUGCCACGGUGCCUUCCAGCAGCCACGAAGUAGCCAAACCCAGCUCCUGGGAAGGGAAAGCUUUGCAAUGGGAUGUUCCUCUGAUUGUCAUCAUCGUCCUGGCGGGCAGUUGCACACUUUUGCUGGUGGCCAUCAUCACCAUUGCCACCACCUGCAACAAGCGCAAGAAGGAGACCAGGCUCAGGAACAAUGGACCCUUGAAGGAGCAGAUUGACAUCUCCCACCUGGAGAAGGUGAGGCAGGAAGAUGCUGUCCCCAAGGGCAACAUGUUUGAAGUACGAGCCUUUCCCAGCAAAGCAUCUUUCACCAGCCCAGAGCCUUCCCCAGCCACAGAGGAGGCCGCCUCUUCUGAGAACAAUGGUGACAACGCCUAUCUUUAUGAGGGUCAGAAACGACUGAGAGGAACAAAUGCAGAGCCUUAUGCCUCUGCUCCCAGCUACGGCAAAGAGUCGGCUCCUCCAGUGCCCAUUUGGAAGGGUCAUUCUUUCAACACCAUAUCCGGUCGAGAAGCGGAAAAGUUCAGCGGCAAAGACAGUGGCAAAGGUGACAGCGACUUCAAUGACAGUGACUCUGACAUCAGUGGGGAGGCCCUGAAGAAGGAUCUCAUCACUCACAUGCAGAAUGGACUAUGGGCUUGUACAGCUGAAUGUAAGAUCCUGGGCCAUUCAGAUCGCUGCUGGAGCCCCUCCUGUGGCCGAUCCAACACUCACUCAUCUCCCCGCCCUCCAGCUCAGCUGUCCACCUUCUGCAAAAGCACCUCCUUGCCCAGGGACCCCCUUCACAGGGACAGCUACUACCAGGCACAGCUGCCCAAGACAGUGGGGCUGCAGAGUGUCUACGAGAAAGUGUUACACAGAGACUUUGACAGGACAAUCACGUUGCUCUCCCCUCCCCGCCCUGGGAGACUCCCAGACCUUCAGGAAAUAGGGGUGCCCCUAUACCAAGCCCCAUCAACCAGAUACAUAGGCCCCCAGAAUGAUGCCAGCGAGAAAGUUUAACUCAUCCUUCAUCUUGGUGCACAUGUACAUAUGCGCACACUACUAGGUCACUCUCAAGAGCCCUUAACUUAUUGACCAGAUACAGUGUUGUACAUAGAAAUAAGCAAGAUGUGCCUUAAAAAUGAAGUUGUUGGGAAAGACUUCCAAUCACAUUGGUACUGUUUGAUAUUGGCAAACAACAAACUGUUUGUAGCUAAUGUAAUUUUUAUGAAAUGUGCAGUAUUUAAUUUAAGGGUUUGGGGGUUUUUUUCUUACUGUGCUCUUUUGCUUUUAGUUCACCUCGAGCCUGCCAUUUUUUGUAGUGUUUUUAACCUGUAUAUUGUGUAAUGUAAUGUUUGUAUAUAAAGGAAAAAUUGUUAUAUUUUUAUAUAAUAAAAGCUAAAAAAAUGAAGUUAUUGCCAAAGCAACUGUCUGAAAGACACAAAAAAAUAAUAUCCUGAAUAUUUAGAAUCACGUAGGGGAAAUUCCUCCUUUGUAAUGUAAUAACAACCUAAGCCACCCUCUGUACUGAGUAUUUUGCCUUGCCAAAUGUGACAUGUAUCUCUUAAGUCUGUGGUCAAUUUCAAGUUAAAUGUUAUUUAAUUACCUUUGGCUUCUGUAAUCUGUGUCACUGAUUGAUUAAACACACUAAUAAAGGCUUUGUGAUGUGUGCUCAGGGGUCUGCUGAUGGAUUUCAUGCUCCAAAGAUUACAGCUGCCGAUAG
Molecule: messenger RNA, 2788 nt
Organism: Alligator sinensis (Chinese alligator)
Lineage: Eukaryota; Metazoa; Chordata; Crocodylia; Alligatoridae
Product: protocadherin-8
Exons: 3
Biological process (GO): homophilic cell-cell adhesion
Cellular component (GO): plasma membrane
Molecular function (GO): calcium ion binding
Source: RefSeq, a predicted model, not a curated record